AUGUCUACUCACCGUGCCAUUGCAACAGUAGCGAAAGGGUCCGUAGACGAGAUCCUACUUCCAACCGGAGCACCAGGCGCUGGCGAGGUCCUGCUCAAACACUCGUACGCCGCAAUGAUUGCGUACGAUACGUACCAAGCGGACCUUGGAUAUGGAGUCGACAGUUACCCUCUUGUCUUGGGGAUCACCGCGUCCGGAGUUGUGGUGGAUGUUGGGCCUGGAGUAACAGGCAUCACAGCAGGCGAUCGAGUCGUAGGGGCGACGUUCCACACCCCCUUGGCAAGAGGGCUACAAGAAUAUAGCAUCCAACCCCGGAAUUUAAUUGCCAAGAUACCUCAUGAGCUACCCUUCGAUCAAGCAGCCACUAUCCCCGACAACUUCGUCACCGCCUUCUACACAAUUUUCAACCAGCUUGGAUUCCCCAUCCCGGACUUCCCAGCUAAGUUAGAUCCCCCACCUCAGGCAUCUGCCCCAAUCUUGGUCUAUGGUGCUGGUGCCACUUCCGGGCAAUACGCAAUUCAACUUCUUUACGCCGCGGGCUACACGAAUAUAAUCGCAACAGCAUCCACCAAGCAUCACGAUUAUCUGCGAUCACUCGGGGCCAGCAGUGUCUUUGAUUACCGAAGUCCGACAUUGGUUGAAGACAUCGGCAAGGCGGCUGGUGGAGAUGGGAAGGUCCAAUAUGCCAUCGACUCGAUUACCUCACAGGGUACCAUUGCUACAAUAGCCAAGGUCAUUAGUCCGUCUGGCACGCUAGCGCUGCUACUCCCUAUCAAAGAAGGAUCAUCAGUGCGAGGUGCUCCUGGAGCUCAGAUGCUUUGGGAACUGCCGGAUGCAUGGAACGUGCUUCCGAAGGGCACUAAAUAUGUCGGGGUGAGGACGUUCCUGUACGAGCAGGACGAGUUCCUGAAAGAAAACCUCAUGCCCAAAAUAUUACCCAGGCUCCUUGACUUGCACCUCGUGAAGCCAAGCAAAGUGCUGUUGUUGGACCAAGGCUCUUUUAAAGAAAGGGUAGCAGAGGGUCUGGAUCUCUUGAGAAACAACCGCGUCAGCGGCGAGAAAGUAGUAGUAAAAAUCGAUCCAUAA
Pleurotus ostreatus (oyster mushroom) is the source of this 1086-nucleotide messenger RNA. RefSeq lists its product as uncharacterized. Bases 1 to 1086 code for a protein of 361 amino acids. The record is from RefSeq and is a predicted model, not a curated record. Gene Ontology annotation, molecular function: oxidoreductase activity, acting on NAD(P)H. Lineage: Eukaryota; Fungi; Basidiomycota; Agaricomycetes; Agaricales; Pleurotaceae. The transcript is spliced from 3 exons.